Messenger RNA from Cicer arietinum (chickpea), 1703 nucleotides. RefSeq lists its product as uncharacterized. The record is from RefSeq and is a predicted model, not a curated record. Lineage: Eukaryota; Viridiplantae; Streptophyta; Magnoliopsida; Fabales; Fabaceae.
UUUUUGUUUAAUUUAUAUAGUUCUUUUUUUAUAUACAAUUUAUAUAGUUCUGUACAACUUAAGAACAUAACUAGAUUCAAAAUAAUAUUCAUUUCCUCAAUACCCAUUGUUAAUUAACAUGCAGUUAUUUAAGAAACACACCAAAGCACAAUUUUUUAUUAAUUUCAUUUUAGUCACAUCUUCAUUUUGUGGCUUUUAUGUCAUUAUAUCAUUGCUAAUACUAGGUAGUUCAAAUUCAAAGCUACUACAACAUUUGCAUCAUUCAUCAUCACAAGAUGUGUCAACAAUUUCAACCAACACCACUUUAGAUCACAUUGUGUUUGGAAUUGCUUCAAGCAAGAGUUCAUGGACAAAAAGAAAAGAUUAUGUGAAACUAUGGUGGAAAACCAACAAUGCAAUGAAAGGUUGUGUUUUUAUGGAUAGUAUUAGUAAUGAAGAUGACCCUUCUUCUCUUCCUCCUCUUUGUUUAUCUCGAGACACGUCGCGGUUUCGAUACACUUUUAAAGGUGGACUUCGAUCGGCGAUACGCGUGGCUCGAGUCGUUGUUGAGACAGUUGCUUUGAAUCAUUCAAAUGUGAGGUGGUAUGUGUUUGGUGAUGAUGACACAAUUUUCUUGCCAGAGAAUUUGGUUAAGACACUUUCUAAAUAUGAUCAUGAGCUUUGGUACUAUAUUGGUGCACACUCUGAGAUUUAUGAGCAGAAUAGGUUGUUUGGUUUUGGAAUGGCUUUUGGUGGUGCUGGUUUUGCUAUUAGUUCUUCUUUGGCUAAUGUUUUGGCUAAGGUUUUUGAUUCUUGUUUGGAAAGGUAUCAUCAUCUUUAUGGAAGUGAUGGUAGGGUGUACUCUUGUUUGGCUGAACUUGGUGUUGGAUUGACGCAUGAACCAGGUUUUCACCAGGUUGAUUUGAAUGGAAACACCUUUGGCCUAUUAGCUGCACAUCCAGUAACACCCUUAUUAUCUCUUCAUCACCCUGAUUACACAGAUCCAAUCUUUCCAAACAUGACAACAACACAAGCUCUCCAACAUUUAUUCAAAGCAGUAAAUGUUGAUUCUCAAAGAAUGUUGCAACAAACAAUUUGCUAUGACAAAUGGUUUUCAUGGACAAUUUCAGUUUCAUGGGGUUAUGCUGUUCAAGUAUUCCCUAGUCAUAUGUUUUUGCCAGAUGUUGUUAAUGUGCAAGAAACAUUCAAGCAGUGGAAACAAGGAAAUGUGUGGGCAAAAACAUAUACUUUUAAUACUAGACCACUUCACCAUGAUCCAUGUAAAAGAUCCACCAUCUUUUAUUUAGAUAAUGUGUCUUUUGGUGAGGAUGGAAUGAUAACAAGUUACUAUAAGAAAUCUUUUCAAAAUUGCUCAAAUGAAUUGGGUUCUCCAAAUAAACUAGAAGUCAUCAAAGUGGUCACUAAUAAGCUUGACCUUGACAUCAAACAGUUGCAGGCUCCAAGAAGGCAUUGUUGUGAUGUAUUGCCCUCUAGUGCUAGUGACCAACUGGAAAUUAGUGUUAGAGAAUGCAAAGAUGAAGAAUUGAUUUUUAUGCACUAAAGUGUUGCCUAUAAUGUGACCAAGUGUUGCUUCUUUUAAUACAAUAUAUAAUGUAUCAAGAGUCAUAUUUUGUCGAUGAGGUUGUAAAUGAUGAGAAAUUAUAGAUCAGUUUUUAAAUCAAACAUGGUAUAAUUAAAAUUGUGCCAUCUAAUCCUCUAUUUUU